CGGGCCCGGCCGUUGCCAUGGAGCUGCCCGCCCCCAUCCGCCAGCGCCUCGGGGCCUUCAGCCGGACCGUGUUCAACGAGCCCAACAGAACCGGGCCGGAAUCGGCCGGCGGCUCCGACAAUGAAGUAGUCUCCAGUUUGCCAUUACAGAUGUCCCUCUAUUUCAAUGUUUACUUUUUCCCAUUUUGGUGGGUGUGCAGUGUCAUCAUGCUACAGCUGAAGUACCCAUUCUUGCCAGAUUACUACAAGUUCAUCCUGGUGACUGUACUCAUCCUGGUAACCUUAAUUGAAGUCAUCCGGCUGUAUCUAGGAUACAUGGGCAAUUUACAGGAGAAGGUUCCUGAAUUGGCUGGCUUUUGGCUCCUGAGCCUCCUACUGCAGCUGCCGCUAAUCCUCUUCCAGCUCUUUAACGAAGGUUUGAAGAUCCUGCCCCUGGAACGAGCUGUCCAUAUCAUCUUCACCGUCUUCCUUGCUUUCCAAGUUAUCGUAGCGUUUCUUGCCUUAAAGAAAAUGGUAAACCAAUUAGCCACCCGCUUCCACCUCCAGGACUUUGAUCGACUUGAUCAGUCUUCUGUAACCAGAGAUCUGGUUGGAAAAGAAAGACAAAUUCAGACUCCUGGUUUUUCAAGACCACACUUGGAGGAGUUUCGUUCCACAAAUGUUGGCUGGGGAUCUGGACUCCAAGCCUGACGGAUGCUUUCCAAAGGCACAAGGAAUAAAGAAGAUAAGUGAACUUGCUUGGUCUUUUUCCCCACCAAGGGCUCAAUGAGUCUUUUUAAGACCACUUUUCAGUAUUCCAAAAAUACGCUGAAGUGUGAAGGGACUGAGCCCACUCAAAAUAUUUUGAUUUCCUUAUUCAUUACUGGAAGGAAGUCUGUCUUAAUAACUUGAGUUCAUUUGUUAAAAUUCUAUGACUGUUUCUUUUAACUUGUACAGUAUAUUUUUAUAUUACUCUAGAGUGUUGUCUUUUCCUACAGUAUAUCUGAAAAUUUAUAUUAAAAUAUUGGCAAAGAUUCACUAUGCACAAAAGAUAAUUCAGUUCCUUUUAGACUGAUUCCAGUAUUUGAGCUCUCACAAGUUACCCCCACAGGUAUAC
This is a messenger RNA of Tachyglossus aculeatus (Australian echidna), 1095 nucleotides long. RefSeq names its product transmembrane protein 17 (gene TMEM17). The transcript has 4 exons. Gene Ontology annotation, cellular component: ciliary transition zone. NCBI's taxonomy places the organism in Eukaryota, Metazoa, Chordata, Mammalia, Monotremata, Tachyglossidae. The record is from RefSeq and is a predicted model, not a curated record. The coding region runs from base 18 to 689 and encodes 223 amino acids. Gene Ontology annotation, biological process: non-motile cilium assembly.